AUGUUUCGUUCUUUCACCCUUGCCAUCCUCGUCGCCACUGUGGCGUCGUCCGCCGCCGCCUCCGUUGGCCUGUGCUCGACCAACAAGCCAUACUCGUACUCUGUAGCCAAGUCCCAAUACCCGCACUUGAAGUCGGCCAUUGAAGUCGUGGAAGGCCAGCCCAUUGCCACGUGGUACACGGAUCGUUCCCAAGAUGCCAAGACCCAAGUCCAACUCACCGUCUCGAAAUGUCCCGCUGGUGACCGCCCCACGGUAGUGGUGUAUGGGCUGCCCAACAAGGACUGCGAAGGCCACCAGUCGGCAGACGGCAGCAAUAAGACGCCUCAAGAUUACGUGGCUUUCUUGGAGUCCCUCGUCACGGCCGUGGGCAACAACGACGUGAUCUAUAUCUUGGAACCGGAUGCGAUCGGGUCGCUCAUCGGCGGGGCCACGUGCGCUGUCACGUACGGCUACGAGGCCAAUUUGAUUGCUGCGUUGGGCAUUUUGGGGAAAAAUCCCCGCGCCGACAUCUACGUGGACGUCGGGUACUGGGUAUUGGGGGCUCAAAACGAUGCCAAGAUCGCGGCGAUGCUGGGCAAACUCGACCCCACCGGGAAGCGCCUCAAGGGCAUCUCGAUCAACACGUCCAACUUUCGGUCGACCGAGGAACUGGCGCGCCUGUGCUCGUCGUUUGCUGCCACGGCCAAAAAGACGACCGGCCUCUCGGCCACGUGUGUGCUGGACAUUUCCCGCAACUUCCAGGGGCCGGACCCGUCUAGCCAGUGGUGCAACCCCAAGGGGCGCGGCAUCGGGUACCCCCCCGCCGUGCGCCCGGUGGCGUUCCCCCUGAUUGACUACUUUUUGUGGAUCAAGCCCCCCGGCGAAAGCGACGGCUUUUGCAACGGCGGUCCGAACGCCGGCGCGUUUUACAUUGACGGGUUUGUCGAGUUGUGGAACAACGGGUACUUUGUCAACGUCCAAGGCCAGGCUCGCAUCAACGCGACCGCGUAA
Molecule: messenger RNA, 990 nt
Organism: Aphanomyces astaci
Lineage: Eukaryota; Oomycota; Saprolegniomycetes; Saprolegniales; Verrucalvaceae
Exons: 2
Coding region: 1-990 (329 amino acids)
Biological process (GO): cellulose catabolic process
Molecular function (GO): hydrolase activity, hydrolyzing O-glycosyl compounds
Source: RefSeq, a predicted model, not a curated record